This is a messenger RNA of Dioszegia hungarica, 2598 nucleotides long. RefSeq lists its product as uncharacterized. The transcript is spliced from 6 exons. The coding region runs from base 1 to 2598 and encodes 865 amino acids. NCBI's taxonomy places the organism in Eukaryota, Fungi, Basidiomycota, Tremellomycetes, Tremellales, Bulleribasidiaceae. The record is from RefSeq and is a predicted model, not a curated record. Gene Ontology annotation, molecular function: microtubule binding.
AUGUCCCGUCUCCCUCCCAUCACCUCCUCCGCCUUUGACCUCGAGCGUCGCCGGCUCGAAUCUACCAUCGACCAGGACCUCAGCACCAUAUCCCUCUCCUCCAUAGGUAGCGCCUCUGGGUCCGGCGCCAGCGGACACGGUCCGAUAGACGGACAGCUCGUCGAUAUCGGUGAAGACGAGGGGGACCGUACUUUCCUCUCUGGCUCUGGGACAAACAUGGACAAUACCCUCGAGUACCCGCGCGGAUUUGGCCAAUCCCUUGUACAUGACAAAAGGCAGCAUGAUGAUUGGUUUAACCAUCCCCCGGCGCGUUCGCCCGAGCCCGAUGCCGACGUCCACGCUCACGCGUUUGCACAAGGACCAACCGGAACGCCCCGCGCCGCAGCGCAUAAUCGGCGUCUCGAGCGGAAUGCCUCGGGUUUAUCAGUGCCCAGCAUAGGCGAGAGCCCGGCAAGUACAGCGGGACACCACGUGUCGGCUGUGAGCUUGGCGGAUGGCGUGUUUAGGCGGAAAGGCGGGGCGUGGUCGGAUGACGGAAGCGAGUUUGACCCAGAGAGGAGUUUGGGCAGACUGGUGGGUGAGCUGGGGAAGGUGAUGGGUUCUGGAUCUGGAGGAAGGAUAUCGCCACGCCCUACAUCGCCCUUCUCGGCACACCACCACUCGCUCUCCCCUCCCCGCUCCCCAUCUCCUCUACCUACAUUCACCUCCAAAUCCCAACCUACCGCGCAAGGUCGGCAGCGCCGUCCCCACUCCCAAGAUCUCAAUCUCUCUUAUACUCUCUCCCGCGCCAACCCCCUCCCCUCCCCGCCUGAUUCGGGCGGAUCGCGCUCCGGCUCCGGAGACCAAACGACCAUCACAAACCCGUAUGCCGCUUCGACAUUCACCAAGGCUGCGCUGGAGCUGCAAGAAGAUAUCGAGGGGCGGAAGGCGUCGGGCACAAGAGGGCUGGUCAGGCCUGGACAGCCAGCUCGGAGGGCGCUGAGCGAUAGUACGGCGCAUAAUAUACAGCAGGGGGCGGUUCCGGCAGCUCAGGGCAAGGGGAAGGCAAGGCGAGUGUCGACUCUGCAGGGACAGCAAGAGCCCAGGCGGACCAGCUCAGCUCCGGCGGGAAGAAGAGGAGAUACUUCGGCGGAUGUUACGGGUAUGACGGGGUUGAUGGCUACUCCUGCCAAAGGAGGAGCUUAUGAGGUCUUGGGGAAGAAUGGGGAGGUGGGUGGGGAUGCAGGUGCUUCGAUACCUCAGACUUUGGCUACGCUGCAUGCACGCCUGCGAGGGCUGGAGACUGAGAAUUCGAUUGCGAGGCGGCGGGUCAGGGAGCUGGAGGGGGAGCUGGAGCGCGCCAAGGGGGAGGUGGAGGAUGCGAAGCGGUCAGGAGGGGAUCGACUGAGGGAGGCUAUGGGGCAGAAGUCAGCGCUGGAAGAUCUCGUCAAAUCCCUUCGAACCCACCUCACCCGGCUGACUUCCGACCUCGAGGAGAGCAAACACCUCGUACACCAGUUCCAGACUUCUCAGCCGGCACUAACUUCCCCGCCCUCGCCACCCCGGCCCGGAACAGCCUCUGAGCUGGCUGCGCUCCGUCGAGAGAUCGAGCGAUUGACACGGGAGGUCAGCAGGCUGGGCGGGGUCGUCGAGCGCGGACUGGAGACGCGUCGAGCGGCAAGAGGGGAGGGGACAGGCAGGGAGGCGCGAGUAGAGGACGCCGAGGAUGAGGGAGAUCGGACGAAAUUCCACUCGGUUCCGGCACGGUCUCAGGCCACACAGCUUCCGAAAGGAAACCACGAGCCCCGACUCCCCUCUAAACUCCGACAAGGGCUGCAUGCGUCCGCGUCGUCCAAUCCGACGCUUAUGCCCCCUUCGACCGGACCCCCUACGCGUACUCAACCACCUACGAUCCCCCGCGCCCCUCCUACCCCUCCAUCAGAAGACGAGGCACACCCCGCCCCUCGUCGCUCCGCCUCAUCCUCGUCUCGCCCAAUGAGGCAUCAUGGGGACCGGAGCAAGAGCCGUCGCGGUGCCGAACCCAGGCAAGAAGGGCCUGAGAGCCCCUUCCCCUCCAUUCGGGCCGAGGACGAGGCCGAGUUCUUUGCGCAGAUGGAGGAACAUGCGGCUCAAACUGCUACUGCUCCGCGGUCGAGAACAUCAUCGGGCGAAAAGCGGCACGUGGAGCUGCCGGAAGAGAUCCUGAGGUUUGGUAGGGGCGAGGUACCUCCCCAGACUGUGCUCAGUCGGGUGAUUAGGGAGCUGGAGGAUGAUUUUGCGCAUUACAAGGCGAUAUACUGUGAGCUCGCAGACCAGUACAAGCUCCUGGAUGCGGCGAGUGCGGCUGCGAAGCGGCAUGUCUUGGCGGAUCAUCUUAAAGAGGUGAUUGAUACGCUCGAACAAAAGGCGGACCAGAUUUCAUCACUCUACGACCUCCUCAACUUCCAAGAUCGCCCAGAUACUCGUGGCGGACCAAGCGGGACCACGCGAAAAGUCAGUAAGAGCGUCGCGGACGUUAUGCGGAUGGUGAAGGAGACAUUGGGUGAAGAAGGGGUGGAGAGGCUGAAGAGGGAAGGGGUUGUGCCUUUGGCAUCGAGGAGGCGAGGUGGGGUGGUAUAA